AUGAGCGCGUCUCCAUCCGAAGGUAUAACAGCCUCUCCGACUCAGUCUCAUCCCCCCGAUCCUCCAGAUCUUCGCCGAUUUGUACACGAAUCUUCCAGGAGGUCCUCACUUGGAGUUGAUCGGAGCCCAACGGUGCCUAACGGGUUAUCAACUCGGUUGACAAGGAUCGAGUUUCUGGGUUUUGAAGGUUCAGAUUUACGAGGUUGGAUCCAACGUUGUGAGCAAUACUUUGAUCUUGAUGGCACCUCAGCAGAGCGCAAAGUGAAGCUAGCUUCGUUGUACAUGACCGGUAAAGCUUCAAAACGGUAUUUCUCUUAUAUGGAUAAUCGAUUUGGGAAUUUUCCAUCCUGGCCAAAAUAUGUUCUUGCUGUGGCUUCUCGCUUUGGUGAUGUGUAUGAUGACCCUUUAGCUGAGCUGGUCAGUGUGAAGCAGGCUGGUGAAUCUACCAUGGUGUAUUUGGAAAAAUUUGAAAAUGCUCUAGCUCGAGUGUCACUUCUUGAUGCUCACUCUUUGAGCAUUUUCCUGAGUAAUAUGGAUCCUCAUCUUGCUAUGCAAGCCCAUAAGUUUGAGGUCAAGACAGUUUCUGCUGCAGCCAGAAUUGCCAAAGUUCAUGAGAAUGAAUUGCUCCACACUCCCAAACUAAAGGAUUGA
Arabis nemorensis is the source of this 651-nucleotide messenger RNA. Lineage: Eukaryota; Viridiplantae; Streptophyta; Magnoliopsida; Brassicales; Brassicaceae. The record is from the annotation of a GenBank genome assembly.